CAGCGUGGGACUUGGUGACACCACUGAGUGACAGCAGUGAGUGACAGUGAGGGACAGAGUGACACCACUGAGUGACAGCUAGGGGCAGAGUGACAGCACUGAGUGACAGCGAGGGACAGAGUGACACCACUGACAGCUAGGGACAGAGUGACAGCAGUGAGUGACAGCGAGGGACAGAGUGUCACCACUGAUUGACAGCUAGGGGCAGAGUGACAGCGAGGGACAGAGUGACAGCACUGAGUGACAGCUAGGGACAGAGGGACACCACUGAGUGACAGCUAGGGACAGAGUGACACCACUGAGUGACAGCUAGGGGCAGAGUGACAGCAGUGAGUGACAGCUAGGGACAGAGGGACACCACUGAGUGACAGCUAGGGACAGAGUGACACCACUGAGUGACAGCUAGGGGCAGAGUGACAGCAGUGAGUGACAGCGAGGGACAGAGUGACACUACUGAGUGACAGCUAGGGACAGAGUGACACUACUGAGUGACAGCUAGGGGCAGAGUGACAGCGAGGGACAGAGUGACAGUGAGGGACAGAGUGGCACCACUGAGGGACAGCUAGGGACAGAGUGACACCACUGAGUGACAGCUAGGGGCAGAGUGACAGCACUGAGUGAAAGCUAGGGGCAGAGUUACAGCACUGAGUGACAGCGAGGGACAGAGUGACACCACUGACAGCUAGGGACAGAGUGAGAGCAGUGAAUGACAGCGAGGGACAGAGUGUCACCACUGAGUGACAGCUAGGGGCAGAGUGACAGCGAGGGACAGAGUGACAGCACUGAGUAACAGCUAGGGGCAGAGUGACAGCACUGAGUGACAGCUAGGGGCAGAGUGAAAGAAGUGAGUGACAGCUAGGGACAGAGUGACAGCUAGGGACAAAGUGACACCACUGAGUGAUAGCUAGGGACAAAGUGACAACAGUUAGUGGCUAAGGGACAGGGCUAAGUGGCCACACUGAGUAGACCCAGUUACAGCAUGGGAGUGAAAACACAGACAGUGAUAGCACUAAGUGACAUUCUGCAGGGUGGCACCAAGAGGAGGAGAUCACAGAUCACUACAAGAAGAGAAAUAAUUACACUUUCUCAGUAGCCUGGUGAGGGUUCCACAAGUUUCCUGUAAGUGCCGAGUGAUCCGUAAUCAUCAUGUCACAGGGUAUAAUGAGGAAGUCUCAGCCCUUCACCAUCGGGACGAAACUGUCACAAACUAAAUGUCCAGACUUUUCUGUCGCUGGAUGUGAUGUGACAGCCUUGGAGAGUUGUUCUCACCGCCUCAGUGAUCGUGUGUCACAGUACCUGGCUUUGACUUCUCUGCCUCCUCGGAGCAUCCUCAGUGCUCACCAUCCUGUUAGAGACUUAUCUGAGGAUGAACGAUUCAGCCAGGGGUCUCUGGUACGGUCUAUCAAAAAGAUCACGUUGUCUAGCCAUAGUGGUGAAGCCCACUCUAAGGGGACAGAAAGACUUAGUGCAAGGGGGGUCAACUUAAAUUCUGUGGCAAAUUACAACAACAACAAUAGUCGGAUGCUAAGAAAUGUUGCAUCUGACUUCAUUGUAUCUCCAAGUACUUGUUCAGUGCAGAAUAAUCUUGCAAGGACUAAUGGAGGUCCAAGCUACUUGUCAAGAUCCAUUGGAAAUCCGAGCAACAACAUGUUCAAUGUAGGUCCAAAGAACUACACACCAAGGGCCACUGAUAUGAGCAACCAUAUACCAAGGGCCAAUGGAGAUCCAAGCAACAUAGUAAGCGAUAUUGGAAGUCCAAACAAAAUAGUAGGAGACAUUGUGGGUCCAACCAACAUAGUAAGGGACAUUGGUUGUCCAAUCAACCUUGCACUAAGGACUGAUGAAGUUCAGAGUAACCAGCAAGUUAAAAGCAACGUGACAAGCCUCACUGGAUGUCCAGGCAGCUACCCUUUGUUGGACAGCAUGGCAAGAGUCAUAGAAGAGCAGAACAAAAAGACACCCCAGAUGAAGGUUCCAGGAUCUCCUUCACUGACAAGAAUCUUUAGAAAGCGUCUGGACUCUACUGGAGGCAAAAAAUAUUUACUGGAAAAUACAGCUCCUUAUAUCACAGAGCUCAGCAGAGAAAUAACCCAGGCUGAGACGUGGGUACGAGGCAAGCUGCAUGACCUGGCAGACAGAUGUGACACCAGCCCUCUGCAAGACUGGGAGCAAGGGACACUUACCUUACUGAGUGACAUCAGGGCGUAUGAGCACACCAUCAUGAGACUCACCCAGAUGGGCGAAAAUCUAACAAAAAGCCAAACACCAAGUGCAGAGACUGUGCAAACUCAGCUACAGACCCUGAGGGACCAAUGGCUGCUCCUGAAGCAAACAGCAACCAAUCAGAGCAAAGCACUGAGCGGAGCCAAGACCCUGCAGGAGUUUAACAAGAAGGCGGAUGAACUGGAGAUGUGGAUGAGAGAGAAGGAAGAGAGACCCUCUCUAAAUCACCUUCUGGAUGAGAGCAAUGACAAGGUGCAGUUAACCCGUCGCAUCCUGGACCUGAAGCAGGAACAGGUGCAUUACAGAAACCUUCAGGAGAACAUCAACAGUCUGGCCCAGAAGCUCGAGAAGCAUGGGAGAGCGGAGAGUAAGGGGACGUCCACUAGGCGCAAGCACCUCAAUAAGAUGUGGCUGAAGCUACAGGACACCCUGCAGGAGCACCAGCAAACACUGCAGCUUGCCCUGGACGCAGCCUCCCUCUGGCAGCAAUCGGACACCAUCCUGAGAGCCAUAGAGGAUAAGAUGAAUAUGGCUACUGCUGUAAAUGGAGAGGACUCUGAGAAGCACAAAACCCGAGAUAUCAGGGACAUCGCUGGCCAGAUCAUGAUAUUGGAUCUCACAGUGUCCCAGGUAUCCAGUCUCCAUCCUAUCCUGGCAAUUCGAGCCGCACAAAAGCAGUGUCAGGUGAAGGAAAGCUGGGCCCAGUUACAGCAAGCUCUCAGGUAAAUAGAGUGUGCGCUUAACUAUAGCAAGC
This is a messenger RNA of Bombina bombina (fire-bellied toad), 2977 nucleotides long. RefSeq lists its product as uncharacterized. The transcript has 10 exons. Gene Ontology annotation, biological process: actin cytoskeleton organization; muscle cell development. The record is from RefSeq and is a predicted model, not a curated record. NCBI's taxonomy places the organism in Eukaryota, Metazoa, Chordata, Amphibia, Anura, Bombinatoridae. Gene Ontology annotation, cellular component: cortical actin cytoskeleton; cell junction; cell projection. Gene Ontology annotation, molecular function: actin filament binding. Bases 1147 to 2949 code for a protein of 600 amino acids.